This is a messenger RNA of Dreissena polymorpha, 8740 nucleotides long. RefSeq names its product fibroblast growth factor receptor 2-like. The transcript is spliced from 18 exons. The coding region runs from base 542 to 3031 and encodes 829 amino acids. NCBI's taxonomy places the organism in Eukaryota, Metazoa, Mollusca, Bivalvia, Myida, Dreissenidae. Gene Ontology annotation, cellular component: signaling receptor complex; membrane. Gene Ontology annotation, biological process: positive regulation of kinase activity; fibroblast growth factor receptor signaling pathway; multicellular organism development. Gene Ontology annotation, molecular function: ATP binding; fibroblast growth factor receptor activity. The record is from RefSeq and is a predicted model, not a curated record.
GCCCGACAGACGCACUAAAUAACUCAGUGAGGUAGGACAUUUCAAUAACCGGAUUCCCAAAAUUUGGAUUUUAACCGAUUUUUGUGUUAUAGAUCUAUUAAUAAACAAGCUGAUUCGCUUUUGUUGCUCGGAUAUCUAUGGUUGGAUUAUAAAUAAAAAAGAACUUGCAGUGAUUUUUAGAUUUUAAUAUUCAAGAUUGUGAUUUAAAUGAGAACUGUUUAAGGAUUUACAAAUGAUCAAGCGGAUUAACAUGUAUUUUUAAAGUGUACAAACGUAUGCAGCCUAAAGCAGCCCAUCAAGAUGAAAUUGGAAAUUGGACUCCUGUGAACUACUGAAGACUUGCAGAAACGUUCUUCUUUGAAAACAAAAUAUAGCAUCAACAUUAUUGUAUGCUUUUAUGAAAGAACAUUUUGCACAGAAGGCAGCAAGUGUAACAGUCAUAAUGAGUGGACAAUUAACAUCGUCAGUUUCAAUAAUGUAAGUCUUGGAUAUACCAUACAUGUUUACAAGUGUGUGCUAGAAGUCACUAUCACUGUGGAGUAUGUUGAACAUGGAGGCUGACACCCGGUUGCUGACCCGCUUGCUGAUGACAGCAUGGCUACUGUCUUUGCUGCUGUGUCAUCUGGUCUUAUCAGCACCACUAGAACAACUUCAAGGUAGCCCCCCUGAGUGGAAGCAGCAGUUCUUUGUGUCUCAACGUUCAGCCAUUGUAAAUACCAGCAUGAAAAUCUUCUGCAAGGUGAAGGGCACGCCCCGCCCAUUCAUCGAGUGGUUCAAAAAUGGGGAAGCACUGGCGGAUGGCAAGCGGAUUCGGAUAACUAAGUAUGCCUUGGAGGUGAUGAACACCCAACUGUCGGACGCUGGAGAGUACGCGUGUAGGGCUCACAAUCAACAUGGCGUGCUGUGGGGAAACAUGACGCUCCGAGUCCUCAAAGAAAUGGAUGAUGCCACGCCUCCCUUUGAGUAUGAUGACAAAGACGACAGUGAUCCCUUCAGUUCUGUAGCAUCUGAACCAGUCUGGUCAAAGUCUAAGGACCGUGCCACGUACAUCAGCGGCUCGGCCACCAAGACCGUGGAGUUGGACUGUGAUGUGCGAGGCUACCCCGAGCCCAACAUCACCUGGUACAAGGUGGAUGGGAGAAAACCAGCACUCCUGGAUCUGACCAAAAGCAAGUAUGUGCCGAACAAUCGCUGGAAGCUGAAGAUAGAUGACCUUGCUCUGGAGGACAACGGACAGUACAUGUGCAUCGUGGCCAACAGCUAUGGUGCCAUCAACUGGACUUUCACUGUCGAAGUGCUCCAGCGGCUGCCACUUGCGCCCAUAGUUGAUGAGAUAGAGAACCAGACGGCUAUAGAGGGCGAGACGGUGAGGUUCACCUGCAAGAUCAUCCUCAGUGACUCCCAGCCCUUCCUGCAGUGGUUCCAGCACUACAAGAUCAACGACUCGUAUGUAAACGAGAAUGGGACACCAAACGUCAAGUUGUUGCAGCAAUCAGGUUACAUGAAGACGAUAGAUGACCCGCAGAACCUUGUGUUGCGUAACGUGACUCGUAAGGACGAGGGCUGGUACACGUGCCUCGUGACCAACACCAUCGGCAUGAACUACAAGAGUGCGUACCUCACUGUCAUGACAGCGGAGGAGGCAGAAGCCCUUCAAAACAAGAACAUUACGGCAAGUCCCCAUUCCUCUCAUUCGUUGCAUGGUGUCCACGACCAGAUGCCCCCGAAGACCAUCAUCCUGAUUUGUGUCUGUUGUGGGGCAGUGUUCCUGUUCAUUUUUAUCACCGCAAUGGUCUGCAAGUGUCGACAGAAGCCGAUGUACAAGUAUGCGGACGUUAAACGGGUCAUCGUCAUGAGAUCGAAUGACCUGUACUACCCAGACCAGCCAGGAAUGAGCGUUGAGCCAAUCCAGUUCCCGGAGAUCCGUAUCGAGGGAACUGGUCGACGACGGCGCUUCUCAUCGGCCAUGACAAUGGCCUCGGAAUACGAGCUGCCCCUGGACAGCAAGUGGGAAUUCCCGCGGGACCGGCUGACCCUUGGGAAGGAGCUCGGGUCUGGGGCGUUUGGUGUCGUCCGGGAGGGCCGGGCAAUAGGGAUUGGCAACAGACAAGGACCUAGUACCGUGGCUGUAAAAAUGCUGAAACAGGAUGCCACGGAUCGUGAGAUGACAGACCUCAUGGUGGAGAUGGAGAUGAUGAAGAUCGUACGAGGACACAAGAACAUCAUCAGUCUGCUGGGCUGCUGCACACAGAAUGGUCCAUUAUACGUCAUCACAGAGUUUGCUCCGAAUGGGAACUUACGAGAUUACCUGAGAACUAGGCGACCUGGCAGUGAGAACGAAAAACCGCUCAUAAUGGACUAUGAAAAGCCCCUGAUUCAUGAAAAACCCUUAUCAGAAAAAGACUUAAUUUCAUAUGCUUACCAGAUUGCUCGUGGAAUGGAAUACUUGGCAUCACGCAUGUGCAUACAUCGGGAUCUAGCAGCCAGAAAUAUUUUGGUGGCCGAGGACUUUGUCUUGAAAAUUGCAGAUUUUGGUCUUACACGAAACCUAUCUGAGGUGGAUUACUACAGAAAAUGUGGAGAUGGACGUUUACCAGUGAAAUGGAUGGCCCCAGAAGCAUUGUUUGACCGCAAAUACACAACAAAAAGUGAUGUGUGGGCGUAUGGAGUGUUACUAUGGGAGAUUUUCACGUUGGGUGGCAACCCUUACCCCUCGGUGCCAGUGGAAGACCUGUUUGACUUGUUACGUAACGGCCAUCGGAUGGACAAACCUCCCUACGCUUCUACUGAGGUGUACCAGAUCAUGUUGAACUGCUGGCAGCAGAGCCCGGCACUGCGUCCAAGCUUCACGGAGCUUGUACAGGACAUGGACCGUAUCCUCACCAGCAAGGCGGGCAACGGAGAGGAGUAUUUGGACCUGGGCUCCUCCUAUCCAGACACCGUUAGGAUGAGUUCGUCAGACAGCCAGUAUUCCUCCAUGUCUCACAGCACAGCUACCAGUGAGAGUGACGUCAGUAGUACCAUCGUCUAGCAACCAGUACCUGUCUACGGUCACAUGACCUCCCAGUAGUACCAUUGUCUAGCAACCAGCACCUGUCUACUGUCACAUGACCUCGCAGUAGUACCAUUGUCUAGCAACCAGCACCUGUCUUGUUACAUGACCUCCCAGUAAUUACUAGUACCAUCGUUUAGCAACAACCACAUGUUUAGGGUCAUGUGACCUCAUACAGGACAGGGUUGAUACAGUCAGCAUCACUGACUUGUGUGACUAAAAAUGGUCUCGGGGUAAUUCCCACUGGUUUCUAUAUCUGUGGUCAUGAUUUUGUGUUUUCAUAGUGCUGGUAUUUUCUGGUGGCCGUUAUUCUGUAGUGACCAUAUUAACGGAUUGUCCACAGUCAGACUAACACUAAAAAUACUUCACAGCCUGGUGUUGGAAUAAAAUGCCUGAACAGUGUGUUAAUUACGCGUGCUAUAUGACACUUAUUAAACUAAACAUGUUGUUUUGUAUUGCAAGUGAAAGACAAACAUAGUUUCAGUGUUGUGUUCAUAAACAUUUGUAGACAGUGAAUCAUUUAUCACAAACUUGAUCCUUUUCUUCUUAGGGAGUUAACUGCAUAUGGCUUCAGUUAGCAUUACCUGACAGUAACAGAGUGUGUCCUAAGUUUGCACAGAGUGCCUGACAUCUAAGAGGUGUCCAGAAUGGUUAACCUAUUGACAGUGUGGUGCUAGGAGUUUGCAGCAGUAGUUUAUUAUGGCCGGGGAUGGCAAAUACAGACUGGUGACAGACGUCCUGGCAUUCACGGAUAUUCUAAUGUGUUCAUUGUUUGAUUUGAUCGUAGCGUUUCGAGCAUUUUUGGUUCAACGCUCUUGUGCCAUUUACUGUACAUGUAAUAUGCAUCUUGUUUUUCCAUUUGCAUUUUGGAUUUGCAUUCACCUUUCUGGUGAGAUAACGGCUGCUUAUUUGUUGCAGCGUUAUUCAUUGUUAAAAAACAACAAAAAUUGAGGAUCUGAAGCAAUGAAAAAGUGCUCUUAUUUGUUUUUUUAUCUUUUGCUUUGUACUUACCAAAGAGUAGUUCUGAACAAAGUUUUGUUUUUAGCUCAACUAAGCAAAAUGUGCUCAUGGUGAACUUUUGUGAUCUCCUUUUGUCCUUUGUGCAUCUUUGACAUAAUACCUUUGAGCCAUAAACAGCGCCUCUACAGAAUCUCAAUGAAACCUGGUCACAACAUUCGUCCCAAUAAAAUCCCGACCAGGUUUGAAUGUGUGUCACAUGAAUAUAACAAUUAGUUCAUAUGAUCAAAUUUUAAAAAAGCAUGUUAAACACUAGAGGCAAUAUUUUUUUGUCCUAUCUUCAUGAAACUUGCCCAAGACAUUUGAAGACACGUGUAUUUUACAAACAUAACAAAAGCUUAGCGCAGUUUAACCAUUAAAGCGCUGGAGCUGAAUUUUAAAGGCCUUUGCAAACAGUUUGGAUCCAGAUGAGACGCCACAGAACGUGGCGUCUCAUCAGGAUCCAAACUGUUUGCUAUUCUGAUAGUAUUCUUUGAAAAAAAUCGAAGAAAAUGCUAAUUUUAGAAAUUCUGCAGACGACAUUUUAGCAGACGACAAAUUUCCCAGCAUGCAAAGGGUUAGUACGUAUCUAAGUGGUAAAGGAUUGAUUCCUUGUGUUGUAAGGUGAGUGAGCGAGGGCCUUUUGCCCUCUUGUUUACUAUUGCAUUAAUUUUUUUAAACAUCUUUUUAUCCAAGCACGGGUACAUUCUUUCCUUACAAUUAUUCUGUUCAUUUUAGUAUCGGUUUUAAAAGAAAAACUUAACUAAAAGUACUACCACAACAUGGUAUUCAAAUGUUCAGUUUGUAAAAGUACUGUGGCAGCUUUUUUGUGAACAAUACUUGGAUCAUCGAGGAGUUGAUACUGUGUAAACUAUGGUCAGUGUCGUGCUGAUACAAGACUGUGCUGCCUAUUCGGGUAUGGGGUGGGGUGGGUGGCUUUAGCUGAUUUGUGAUAUGUGGGGUGUUCAUUUCAGUGAAAUUUUCACAGCACAAGUACUUUUAGCUUUAUGUUUUAAUUUUUUCACCGUGAUGUUUUUAAAUGAUUUUAAUUAUCUUGUUCAUGUUAUAUUGAGAUUUUAAAUAAAUGUGUUCACAACAUUUUAUCUUGAUGAUGUUUAAAAUAUUUUGCAUUUUACAAUUCUGUGCAACAUACCCAGAAUAAUUGUCUAUUCACACCUAACCUUAUGUGAUGUUCCGUAGUUAACUUGCACCCAUACACAACACUUUUCGAUUUUUGUCAUGCCGAAAUCAAGGAAAAAUGGUUAUCUAAUCAAGAAAAUAGGCUAAUUGACAACCAUUUUAAUGUAAGCGUUUUUUAUUUUCAUGAGCAUAGGUUAUAUAGAGAAAAAUAGGUUGGUGACGUGGAUGGAGAAUGGUUAUCUGGCAAGUCGGAGGAAUUUAUCGGGUGAUCCGAAGGCGAAUUCGAUAAGAUCCUCCGACGAGCCAGAUAACCAUUCUCCAUCCACGUCACCAACCUAUUAUUCUAUUUAUCCUGUCACAUUUACAAGUUUCUAAAAUAUCUAGUUUUCGAGUAUUUUGUGUUUAUAUAUUUAAUAUGGUAAACAUCACGCGGGAAAAAAAACAUGGUGACUUCACGUCAGGCAAAGCGCUUAGGCUAGCUUCCAUCAUGUUAAGACACACAGAAAUCGAGUUGCUUGCUAUAAAUUCAAGACACAAAGACGAAAUUAUGCUGUUUAAAUAAUAAUGUUUAAACAAACAGUUCUUUACAUGUAUUUGGUAUUUUAUUAAUAGAAAAAAGUAUAUUUUAUUAAUAGAAAAUAGUAAAUGCAUGCGCAGAUAGCAACUGACGGAUAUUCGAGGUCACGUGGUCAUCUAGCCUAAUAUCUUUUGGGAUAUUAGGUUACCCGGUUAUCGGGCUGAUUUAAAGGCAUGUGACAGGAUAAAUGGCACUUAGACUAAUUCAAUUUCGGCACGUUGUGGUAUGGUUUGUUAAGUAAAAAAAUAAAGAACAAAAGGACACAUGCCAGUGUUUAUUUUGGGCAACUUAAUGCAUUCUGUUACAUACUCCAUAUGUUUUAUUCAUUCAUUUUUACUUGACAACAUGUAUGUAUGUGUUUGCAAAGUUUUACUUAAUAUUGUGGAAAUCCAAUAUCAUUGUAGCUAUUCUUAUACUGUAUAUUUUGAAUCAUUCUGGCUUGUUAUUUAAUGCUGCAUUUGGCUGUUGAUUGGAAGUAGUUUGGUUUAGAAUGGAUCAAAGUCUGCAGAAUGUACAAGGAAUACACAUGGAGAUCUUACGCUUACUGAUAAUGGCUUGAAUUUAAUUUUUGUAAUCUACGGACAAGUUUGUGUUUGUUUUUUUUGGACGUUUCUCUUAAAUAAGAGAGACAAAUGUUUUCAUUUGUUACUCUGUUGAAAAGUUUUAAAAAGUUUUAAUUGUUAAUUUUUAUUGAUUGUUGAUUAGGAAAAGAAACCAUUGUUGUAUUUCUAUUGUUAGCAUUUUAGACCAUGUGGGGUACAUUUUUAGAGUUGUUACUUUACUUUUUAAAGUUUUUUUUAUAUGAGUUUACUUUAGAAUCAUCAGGAAUGAUUUUUUUUUGUGUCCUGAAGUUAAGCACAGGUCGCGCAUUGUUUUGGGUAGUUUGUUUUAGUGUUAAGUCUAUUUUUUAAUUUCUAUUGCAAUUUUUAUUUGAAGCCAUUUUAUUUUAUUAUUUGAUUAUUAUUAAGACAAUUAGAUAAAAAGACAAUAUUAAUUGACCAUUUUAUUAAGCUCAUUUUUCUUUCAAACAAAGUUUAAAUACUUUAGUGCCAAUGACACAUCAUUUACUGUUACCAUUUUUAUUUUCUCAACAAUAUUACUGAAUCUCUUACAUUUGUUCAGUGUCUAUACUGAUUGCACUGGUUUGUCAAAAUAACUAAUUGUUACAUUUAAUUUGUGUAUAAUAUUGUAUUUAACAUGGAUCAAGUUGUUUGUUGGCAUUUAAAUCAAUUUCUGUUCUCGUUUUUUAUGCCCACACAUUUCUAGUUUACUUGUGUGUUUUCAGCUAAUCAUGUCUGUCAUUUGUAUUUGUCAUUGUAUUUGAUGUACCGGUAUAUUCUUAAGUGUGAAAUUCCACCAUCCUUUGAUGCCUUCUCGUACAUGUUCAAUGUUUGUUUUAGGUCAGUAAAAUCAAAACGUUUCUGUAAUCUCACGUACAUUAUUAUCAUUCUCAAAUCUUUUAACAGGUUCUUACCCUUUGAAUACAAGUAUUACAUUAACUUAAUGGCAUAAUGGUAGAGUAACAAACUGGUACAUUUUGAAGGCCAAUUGCUAAGUCAACUGUAGAGUAAAAAAUGCUAUUGUUAAAUGGCUAGUACAAAAAUUAGUUGAUUGUAAAUAGAGGAAACCUGUACAUGGCUAGUUUCCAUAGUUUUCUUUGUAGGUAAACUAUACUUUCUUACAAAUAGAUUUCACCAGCCUGUGUUCAUACGGUUGUAUAAAAAAGUUUUUUUACACAUAGUCUAUAAUGCAUUUGAAUUUUUUGUUAUUAUUUUCCUGAUUUUACAUUGUUUUCAUUUUUUUUGUUACAUUUUGUGUGAUGUUUUCAUGAAUGCUAAUCGGGGCAUGUCGGUGUUCGACUGGUUCUACAAACUUACAUGGGAUCUCUGGACUUGUAUUCUGUUAUUUACAUAACUACCGUAUGUGUUCACCACUCAUUCUCUUAAACUCUCUUAUUAUUCGCUCUCCGUUCAGUUUAUAAUGAUUAUUUUCUUCAAGUGUUCAUCGACUGCAACUGCUUACCUCAGUUCAAAUUUUUAGUUUAAUUAGAAAUGUCUUAUCCCUGAAAUGUUGUUCAUGACAAUUUACUGCUUUUCAUUAAGCCGUUUGAACUACACGAAUAAACAGUAAGUUAAUAAACAGUGAGGAAGUAGUGAUAUUAUAGUUUGUAACUGCGUAACAUUCAUAUCAAUAGUGUAAAUUAAUGAAAUUAUGGAAAAUGUGCAGCUUAUUAGUAUGAAUGUGCUGAACAGAAAUUUUAAAAAAAGUUUGACUGCGAUGUCAUAUACUGCAGUAAUUUUUGAAGUUCAUUUUAUAAGUUUAAUUUACUUAAUCCAUAAUCCAAUGCUGAAUAUUAUAUCAACAAUAAUAAUACGACCAGUUAUUAUAAUUCAAAUUGAAUUAUAUAAAACUUGUAAAACCUUUAUUAAAGCAAAUAACCACGGUGUAUAUCACAGAUAUAUCAUACUAAUGUAAAUGGCCUUGACUGACCUUAGGUUUCUGUUUAGCUUAUCCAAGUAUGUUGUCCUACUAUUUAUAUAUGAUUCAUUAACAAAAGAAGUUAAUAUUAACAUAUAAUUUGAAUGGAUUUUUUUUAUCCAAUUAAAUUUGUGUAAAUAUAAAUAAAGUUCAUGUUUUAUAUGACACAUUGGCCGUUAUCUAUACCCGUAAAACGUGUACUGCGAACUUAAAUCACAAUCUACCAUGUGUUCUUAACUUCUAGCUUUUUUGUUUUUGGUUUGUUUAAUAAGCAGUUUAGUUUCAUUUGCUUUAAAAACCUGCAUUUAUUUUUAUUAAAAAAAAGCAUAAAGUUGUCGUCAGUUUUCAAUAUUAUUUUGUUUAAAUUUUCACUUACCCGUUCUGAGAACAUGACGGGUAACUGUCGUGUCCAUACCAUUUGUUGUUUCACACAUCCUGUUCUGUUAUGUAAUUUGUAAAUUUUGUGGAAAAAAAUAAAAUAGUUAUUAUUGAUCAAA